AUGAAGGAGCAGGUAGGUGGGGCGAAAAGGAAAUCUGGGGAAGGGCGGGAGGAGGAACAGGAGGGGGAUGCAAAGGACACCGGAUUAAUCAGCUACACCGCCGAUCAAAGUUCUCGGCGGAGAGCUCUGCGACGUCUCCACCUACUUACACCAGGUACUUCACAUAUACAUAUCUCUGAGGUAGACAGGGCAGGUGGAUUUAUUUGGGGCAAAGGCAAGCAACAGCUGCGCAGAGAGGUUCCAGUCUUAGUCGCAUGCAUGUGA
This is a messenger RNA of Morchella importuna, 264 nucleotides long. RefSeq lists its product as uncharacterized. The record is from RefSeq and is a predicted model, not a curated record. NCBI's taxonomy places the organism in Eukaryota, Fungi, Ascomycota, Pezizomycetes, Pezizales, Morchellaceae. The transcript has 4 exons. Bases 1 to 264 code for a protein of 87 amino acids.